AAUAAUAGCGAGAGGCUCUUUUGCUAAGUCUUUUUCAAUGUCAACCUUUCCCCUAAAAAUGCCAAAAAAAACUCAAAACCUUCUUUCAUAUCUUUGCACCCUUUAUGAUAUCUAUCUCUUUUGCUUUCUCCUUUUUUAACACAAAUACUAAAAUUUCUCAAAAACAAAAUGUUAACCAUGGAGUGUAAACCACAACAAAAAGACCAAGAUUCUUCAUUUGAAAAUCUACCACUAUUUUCAAUCCCACACCUAUCACUAAUGGACUCACCACAACAUUCUGGGAUGCUAACUCCACCAAUCUACUCCGCCGUCUCAGUCCCGUUCAGGUGGGAAGAAGAGCCAGGCAAGCCUAGGUUUAGUACCGCCGUUUCCAUCUCAGCCUCCACCUCUCCGAGCCUAGAAUUGCCUCCUAGGCUUUUGGUGCCAAGAUCUGAGUGUAGUUCUUCCUUUAGAUUUGAUGAGAAGAGUUCUUUGUUUAUGAAGAAAAGAGGAUGGUUUGGUUCAUGGAGAAAAAGAGGUUUGAAUUUGAGAGGAAAAAGAGAGCAAAUUGGAAUUGGAGGGCUUGUGUUCCCAUCUUUGGAAUUGGAAGAGAGUCUUGGUUCAAAAGUGGAAGCUUCAAGGUUUAGAAGGAAUGGGAGCUUUUCAAGCUUGAUGAGUAGUACUCAAAUUAAGCCUCAUUUUUGGGAAAGUGUUUGUGAAGGUUUGAAGCAUAUAGUUCCAUCGUGGAGAAGCAGAAAGCUGAAAAGAGAGACUUAGUUUGAUUUUGUGCGUUAUUAGGUGUAGUUUUCAACCCUUUGCAAUAAUGGAAGUUCCAAAGUCUGUUGAUAUGUGCUGCUUUUUGUUAUUGGUACAGUAGGAGUUUAAGAGGCCGAUUCAAACCACUCACCGAGGUUAUUUAGCACAUUCAUAUACCAACCAAGCUGUGCUAGCUAGUUUUAGCAAGAUGUGUUUUAAUUUCUCUCGCUGUGUUUUCAAGCAUUUUCUUGAGAUUGGUCGUGAGAAAAUUUGCCUCUUCAAUUGAAUAUGUUAAAGACUAUUUCCACAACAUAUAAUGGUGAAAAUUCUUAGCUUUUAGCCUUAUCCAUAACA
Molecule: messenger RNA, 1089 nt
Organism: Cucumis melo (muskmelon)
Lineage: Eukaryota; Viridiplantae; Streptophyta; Magnoliopsida; Cucurbitales; Cucurbitaceae
Exons: 2
Coding region: 169-756 (195 amino acids)
Source: RefSeq, a predicted model, not a curated record